Messenger RNA from Bombina bombina (fire-bellied toad), 2183 nucleotides. It is a transcript of the gene MSMO1, whose product is annotated as methylsterol monooxygenase 1. NCBI's taxonomy places the organism in Eukaryota, Metazoa, Chordata, Amphibia, Anura, Bombinatoridae. Gene Ontology annotation, biological process: sterol biosynthetic process. Bases 194 to 1072 code for a protein of 292 amino acids. The record is from RefSeq and is a predicted model, not a curated record. The transcript is spliced from 6 exons. Gene Ontology annotation, molecular function: iron ion binding; C-4 methylsterol oxidase activity.
CAAUCACAAGAAAGAAAAGAUAUCGCUCGGUAUUUGCGUGACGGCUGAUAGUUCUCUGUCCUGGUGCUGAAGUGGAAAUAGUGAAGGUAUAAAGCUAGAGAUCUAUAUACAAGCAAGCUGAGACCGUCAUACACAGGGAGAGGUUAUCGUGAACUUUUCUCUUGAGUCUCCACCCUUCAUUUGUUAAACCAUUAUGGCUUCAAAUGACAGUGUUCUCAACUCUGCUUACCUUGCUGUUGAAUACAUAGACUCUCUCUUACCUGCCAAUCCUCUGCAGCAACCAUUUAAAUAUGCCUGGACGUACAUGCUAGACAACUACACCAAGUUUCAGAUAGCAACAUGGGGGUCCCUUCUCGUCCAUGAGCUCAUCUACUUCCUGUUUUGUCUCCCAGGCUUUUUAUUCCAGUUCCUUCCUUUUAUGCAAAGAUUUAAAAUCCAGAAGGAUAAACCAGAGACAUGGGAAAGCCAAUGGAGAUGUUUCAAAAUGUUACUUUUUAAUCAUUUUUUCAUUCAACUUCCUUUGAUUUGUGGCACCUACUAUUUUACAGAAUAUUUUAACAUUCCUUAUGAUUGGAAUACCAUGCCACGAUGGUCUAUGCUCCUUGCACAGUGUUUUGGGUGUGCUGUUAUUGAAGAUACCUGGCAUUAUUUCCUCCAUCGUAUUCUGCACCAUAAGAGGAUAUAUAAAUAUAUCCAUAAAGUGCAUCAUGAGUUCACAUCUCCUUUUGGGAUGCAAGCGGAAUAUGCACAUCCUUUGGAAACACUAAUUCUGGGCGCUGGAUUUUUCAUUGGAAUUAUGGUGUUCUGCAAUCAUGUCAUUCUGUUGUGGGCAUGGGUGAUGUUCAGAUUGCUGGAAACAAUAGAUGUGCACAGCGGCUAUGACAUUCCUCUGAAUCCCUUACACCUGGUGCCCUUUUAUGCUGGGGCACGCUUUCACGAUUUUCACCACAUGAAUUUUGUUGGAAACUACGCUUCAACAUUUACAUGGUGGGAUAAACUCUUAGGCACCGACUCUCAGUUCAACACCUACAGGGACAAAGUCAAGACACAGGAACAAAAGAAGACAAAAUAAUUUCUUGUCUGGAUCAUGCAAAAUCUCUAACAAAUCCUGACUGCUAUCACAGAUGGAGUUAAACCCUUUAAAAAUAAACUCAAAAACAAAACAAUGACCUGUCUGUGGAAAAAGUAAUUGUGGAAAUGAUCCACAAAUCCUGUAAUGGCGUAAUGCUCCAAAACACUGCAUUUGGCCUCACAGUCGGAAUGUGUACUUGGGGCAGAGGCGAACGUCAGUAUACACAACUACAGCAAAAUAUGUUUUCCAAAAUGCCAGUUAUCAGAUGGCAUAAAGAUGUCAAGGAACAAGUAUGGUUCCUUAUUUUCAUACUUUUGGUGAAGGCCUUGUUUAUUAAACUGUAAUAGUCAUGUAAUGUUAGAUGGUUUGUUUUAUUUUUUAUACAUAAUGCAUAUUUUUAAUUAUUUAACAUUUGUAAUUGAUUUGUUUUUCGAAUUUCUAUGUAUUAAAUUGAUAUGAAACCACAUUUUUUUUCCUUUCAUGAUUCAGAUAGAGCAUGUAAUUUUAAACAAUUUUCUAAUUUACUUCUAUUAUCAAAUUUUCUUCAUUUUCUUGGUAUCUUUUGUUAAAGGUCAGGGACAUAUGCUUAGGAGCCGGCCCAAUUCUGGAGCACUAUAUGGCAGCAGUUUUUCAAGAAUGUAAUCCAUUUGCAAAAGCACUAGAUGCCUACCUAGGUAUCUAUUUAACACAGAAUUUUAAUGGGAACAAAGCAAAUUUGAUAAUAGAAGUAAAUUAGACACUAUUUUUUUUAAAAUGAUAUCCUCUGUCUGAAUCAUAAAAGAACAUAUUUGGGUUUCAUAUCCCUUUAAAUGUGGCAAUCAAAAAUCAUAUGUACUUGGCAUAUUUACAGUUAGUUAGGGUUUUGCCUUUGCACUUUCAAAUGAAACCUUUUGUGUUUGAUUUUUUUAUUUUUUUUUAAGCUCACAUACUGAAACAAUUAGUGAUAAAUGUCCCAUUGAAACAAGCAUUUUUUUUUCAGCUGCUCAAUUAUCUAAUGUACAUACACAAAUAUUUUAACAGAGUUAAAAUAUGAAUCUUGGUACAAAUUAUUAAACAUGCCCAUUUCUUCCUCAGAGUUCUUUUAUGCUAAAAUAAACAUGAUGCUAUUCAC